GCGAUCGCAGCCCAGCAACUCGGAAACAUAGCGUGCAACCUGGGCUACGCAGCGUGGGAGGGCUUCAAGGUCUCGGGGGACCGAUUCUGAACUUGCAGGGGGCCGCCGUUCUCCCGGGCCUGGAGAUUGUGAACAGGAUUGCAGAUUUACAAUGACAUGGUGAACCCAAAGGCUGGAACCAAAACGAUUUUCUCAGCUCUUUAGUUUAAACGACAGUGAGUUGAGUUGUCUACCAACACCCAGAAUGGCUAAAAGUGCAGAGGUCAAACUGGCAAUAUUUGGAAGAGCAGGCGUGGGCAAGUCAGCUCUCGUGGUGAGAUUUCUGACCAAACGGUUCAUCUGGGAAUAUGAUCCCACUCUCGAAUCAACUUACCGCCACCAAGCAACCAUCGAUGAUGAAGUUGUCACCAUGGAGAUACUAGACACUGCUGGUCAGGAAGACACCAUCCAGAGGGAAGGACACAUGCGAUGGGGGGAAGGCUUUGUGCUGGUCUACGACAUUACUGACCGGGGAAGUUUCGAGGAAAUGCUGCCCCUUAAAAACAUUCUGGAUGAGAUCAAAAAGCCCAAGAAUGUGACUCUCAUCUUGGUUGGAAACAAAGCUGACUUGGACCACUCCAGACAGGUUAGUACAGAAGAAGGGGAGAAGUUGGCCACAGAAUUAGCCUGUGCUUUUUAUGAGUGUUCUGCCUGCACUGGAGAAGGGAACAUCACAGAGAUAUUCUACGAGCUGUGUCGAGAGGUGCGUCGCCGGAGGAUGGUCCAGGGCAAGACAAGGCGACGCAGCUCCACCACGCACGUCAAGCAAGCCAUUAACAAGAUGCUCACCAAAAUCAGUAGUUAGGCAGCUCCGUUCUUGUGAAGGUCCUACUGAGGUGGGUCAGCUGAUUGGAAACACUUCCAUGCCCUUCCCUCUUUUUUCUCCUCCCAAAUAAAAGAAAAUACACCAUUCUUUGCUCUGACUCUGGGAAGUGUCUGGGUUUCCCCCUGUUCCCAGCCUCUUGUCUGUUGAGAAGUUAGAGUGUUUUAUGAAAUACAGUGCUGGCAAUUACUCCCUUUCCUGCUUGAAUAAAAUGCGCUUUAUUGCAGUGUGAACAUGUAAUCAUCAGAGAUUCUGAAAUAGCUGAGUUCAUAUUAAGCUAUUUUUAGGCAUUUUCACUUUGCUUCAGUAGGUUGAGUUCUUUUCAAAGGCAUUUUCAAAUUUCAUUUCUUGUCAAAGUCUACCAAUGGUCACCUUAAAAGUCUAACACAAUAGAAAAUACAGCAAAAAUACAGGAACAGUAGCUGAAAUAUUGGAGCAAGGAAUAGAUUUUUCUGAAUUAUUAUAAAUCAUCUAGUUUUCCUUUAACCCUUAUUUUGUUCUUAAAUUCAAACCACAUUCUCACCAAGUUUCCCAAUAGGUGAUAAGAGUUCCAUUUCAAUUCGAGUUGGUUCUCUCAGUGGUCUAUGGACCAUCAUACCCUGAUUCUCCUUCUGCAGCUCCAACAAUAGCUCCUUAUAAAGAGGCCGCAGGACCGCUCAAUUCAGACCCUGCGGGUCCCUUUCUCAACAAGCCCAGGGUAAUGUAAAGACACUAGAAAUCUUUGCACCAAACUCUGACUUUAUUGAAGCCAACAGAGGACUUAGAAUGAGAGGUGUCUGCUUCAUUUCUCUCUCUGCGUACCACCUUAACUGCGUACCACCUAACAAUCCAAAAAGCAGGAAAAUUAAGAAUGAAGCCAAACGACCGUUCCGCUGGGGAGCCAAGGCUUUGUGCUAGACACAGUAAGAAAAAAUGGCCUCUGAUUCCUUACAUUGGUUACAUGACAUCCAAUACAGAGUCAGGCAAAAGUAGGUUUACAGCUGUUCAUAUGGAAAAUAAUACAAUAAUUAGUAAAUAAUAAUACAAGAAUAAACUCUGUUUCACAUACUCAUAACUGUUAACCUACUUUUGCCCCACCAUGUACUUUGAAUAAAUUCAUUUAUUUAGGAUAAUUCAGAAAAAAAUGAGUGAUUAAAUUUCACUAUACCUGAAUAAAUGUGUAUACAACAGAUUCUUAUAUUGUGAAAAUACAGUCUGUAACUGAUAAAAUUUUGUGAUUCUUUUUUCCUUAUUAUGCCCCUAUGUAUCAAGAUUUGGGCACUUUAUUUUAGAAGAAAAUAUAUAUCUUUUACAUAUGUGUGUAUUUAUAAAUGCAUAGAUAUAUGUAUAAAAAUUUGUAAGAGUUGGAGGCUUUAAUUCACCAAUGCAUUUGGACAACUUGGUGUAACUAUUUUAUGUGAAUAUAAUAAAAAACAUAAUUUUCACAUUC
Phyllostomus discolor (pale spear-nosed bat) is the source of this 2291-nucleotide messenger RNA. It is a transcript of the gene RERG, whose product is annotated as RAS like estrogen regulated growth inhibitor. Gene Ontology annotation, molecular function: GTP binding; GTPase activity. The record is from RefSeq and is a predicted model, not a curated record. NCBI's taxonomy places the organism in Eukaryota, Metazoa, Chordata, Mammalia, Chiroptera, Phyllostomidae. Bases 245 to 844 code for a protein of 199 amino acids. The transcript has 5 exons.